Messenger RNA from Mucor velutinosus, 4197 nucleotides. RefSeq lists its product as uncharacterized. The coding region runs from base 1 to 4197 and encodes 1398 amino acids. The record is from RefSeq and is a predicted model, not a curated record. Gene Ontology annotation, cellular component: trans-Golgi network. The transcript is spliced from 17 exons. Lineage: Eukaryota; Fungi; Mucoromycota; Mucoromycetes; Mucorales; Mucoraceae.
AUGGACCUCGCCCUCGAUAUCACAUCAGCAUGUCGAGUACGCGUACUGUUAGUCCCUGUGUCUCCCAUCAAAAAGUCGACAUUUUGGCAUCAUGUUGAACUUGUCCGAAAAUUCAGUCUUGUUCGUCUCGGGGAUGUUACGCCUGACCUCCAUAAAGGUGCAAAUGCCAAGUUCAGUAGCCAAGUGUUUCAAGAAGGACAAAUGCAUUUCCAAUUUGUGACAAAGUACAACCGAGAUCAUUGCCAUUUGGAAGAUUUUCAGCCACAUAGACGUAUCUUUGGUGUUAUUGGUAUCAUGGAUUGUCAAGAAUGGAAGGACAAAGACCUAAGUGAAGGGUAUAAAAAGUUUGUCGACAUGUUAAGCCAGUAUCCAACGGCAGUCGCUACGAGAUGCUUUGCUUUCGAUCCAAACGAAAAUCAACCAGAUGAUACCAAGGGACUCAUUAUGAUUCCCAAUGUAGGCAACAUGUCAUUCUAUAUGAGCACCAUGAUUUGUGAUUUUGCAAGCGAAAUUUUGGAUCAAUUUGCUUCCAUCGCAGAACGUAUUGAGAGCUUAAAGGUUUUGGAAUCACCCAUUCCUGCUGGAUAUAUACCAAGAAGUUUUGAUACCAGCAAUGGCAACAGUAGAAUGAUUCAGCCUCAACCUUCCAGCAGUUCACCUCAUCAGCCCAAUCGAAACUCCCAGCCUGUAGGACCAACACCCACAUCCUCUAUAUCUUCGUCUUUCCUCAAAAGAGCUUCUACCACAGCCGCCAAUUCUCGCAGGAGCCUUGCAUCCGCCAAUUCACCACCGACACCGAAGCCCUCCUUGUCUCGAUCUACUACAUUUACAGGAUCGCCCAUGACAGUCGCUGGUGACGCUGGCCGUACAUUGCAAAGAACACCUGGACGUAUCAAAAAGCUGCUGGCUGAUUUUUAUCUAUUGGCAGGAAGACUACCAGAUGCAGUCAAGCAUUACCAUGAAGCCAUUGCUAUGGCACAAAACUCGUACGACUACUUGUGGCUCGCUAGUGCCAAGGAAGGAUUAGCAUGCACAAAUAUACUAUUAGCAUUUCUUCAAGCAGAUACUGGUCAUAUUGUAUCGAGACAAGCACUAACAAAUGAAGAUGAUGCUGUUGCAGAUCCCACACCCACGAAUACCACGACAACACCGCCCAACGAAGAAAUCAAAAAGCCGCUUACUAUUGUCACUGAGAUCACUGAUAUGUAUGAAGAUUUACUGCAGAUCUAUGUCAAAGUCAACACAACCACCAGUAUUCCCAUCCCUAAACUCGUUUUUGCCGAAGCUUGCUUAAAGAUCGCGAGGUUUCUAAUGAUCAUCUUUUUGAACGGCGGAUGGAACGACACGUUACUGACGAAAAUAGUGCAAUCAUCACCAUCAGAGAGCAUUUUGAAGCGAGAAGGAAGAUUUAUGUCUGUUUCUGAUUUGAUAAAAUGCAAGGGAAGCGGGCUCGCUCGAUUUUCCAUUGCAAAAUGGAUUACCAAAAUCUGGAUUAUGGAUGUGGAUGAUAUGCCAAUGAUAGAUCAAAUCAAUGUCAUGACUCAAAUGUCUUCCGUCUUGUCCACGAUUGGCUAUCAUCGCAAAUCGGCGUGGUUUAUGUAUGAAACGUUGAACCGCAUGAUCCCGCUACUGAUUCAAGGUAGAGCCGCAAUGGCUAGCUCAGGUCCCAACAAAAAGGAAGCUGAGAAAGGAGAUGACGGCAUUUUGGAAGUGCUGAAGAGGAUAUGCGAAAUAUACGGUAUCGGUGAGAGUAAUGUACAAGACGGAGGCACGCUUCAAAUGAUGCAGAACAAGUUUAACAGCCACCAAGAAAAGACAGAUCAUGCAAUCAAGACAGAUAUUGUAGGCUUUGGCUGGGCUGUACUACAGAUUGAUAUUUUACGAGAAUGCAUUGUUAUUUCAGAGGCCAUCCAAGAUCAUGCCUCUAUGCUCUAUUAUACUACAGUGCUUUUAAAGAACCUCUACCAGCACAUUUCCAAAGAUGAGCAAAUCCGACUUGCUUCCUCGAUCCAGCGCAUAGUCAACAUCAGUAAAAGGUCCGGCCAAGUGGACAACAAUGUCAACUACUGGGGAUUCAACAUUGUAAAAUCGAUUCAGCCUAUCCCUCCCAUACCACGAAAAGCCAUCUACCAACAUCCGCUCUUGAUUGCCAAGGCAUUGGCUGCAUCGAAAGAAGGUCGCGCUAGCUCGGGUGACCCUUUCAUCUACAAUCCCUUUGCCAAAAAGAAGGACGACAAGCCUCAAAUCAACUUGAUAAAAGACGAAGUGUGCGAAUUCAAAGUGGUUUUGGCCAAUCCAUUUGGAUUUGAUUUGGAGCUGAGUAACGUUGUAUUAAGUACAUCUGGCAUUGAGUUCUCAGCUAUACCUACUGCGACAACUAUUCCUGCAAAUGAAACACUGGCUUUGAGACUGAUGGGUACACCUCUGGAAACUGGCUCUCUGGUCAUCCGUGGCUGCUUCAUCAAAAUUACCGGUUUUGCAGAGCAAGAAUUCUUGAACGAAAAACAAGAGGUGAAGAAGGUAGAACAGCCAAAGAACAGCAAAGACAUUGUGCAGCAGUCAAUUGAAUCAGAGCGAUACAAGUAUACCGGCCUUCAAGCACUGUCCAAAAGAUCAGGUCCAGAACACAAGCCUUUAGAGAAAGAGACAGCAGACGCUGCUACGCAGCAAGAAAGUUUAAAUGUCAUUGACGAUCAGCCUUUGCUAAAGAUCAGAUCCACCUCACUUUUGCACGGUGCAGUCAUGCUGUUUGAGGGAGAAAUGACGCAUCUGUCUAUCCAGGUGGAGAAUAUUGGCAACAUCCCUGUGGAUUUCCUGACCUUGUCCUUUACGGAUUCUACUACGAUUCACCCCAAACCUAUCAAUCCAGAACUACCAACCGAGGAACAGUACGAGAUUGAGCUGUACACCAAGGGAACACCUGUCUUUUCUUGGGAGGGCUCCAAGGCGGACAGUAAUCAAAUUGGCAAAAAGAUCAAUCUGCCUCCAGGUGAACACACAGAGAUCAUUGUGAAUAUUUACGGCAAGCAGGGAUGUACGGGUGGUGCCAUUCAUGUGGAUUACGGCUACUUGGAUAGAGCAAUCAAGGAUCAAUCAGAGAAAAUGUCAGGAGCGUCAGCAGCGAAUGACGAUCUGCCCGCCACCUUGUACACAAGACAGCUGUACUUGCCCAUCAUGAUUACCGUGUAUCAAAACUUGGAACCUUUGCAUUGGGAUGUUUUGUAUUUGCGAGAUAACAUGUCAGUGACAGAGUCUAUGGUCAACCAAGCACAAGAAAAGAUAGCAGGUCAGACUAUUCGACAAGUGGAAUCAGCCGAACAGCCAGUAGAGCAAUUGCUCGUAAUAACACAACAAGCCAACGACAAAGAUGACAAGAACCCUUACUGUUUGUUGACACUCGAUGUUAGAAAUACAUGGACCACACCAUUUGAUAUAGAAUUCACAGUGGAUAAUUCCAACGACAAGGAUGAUACGAGUGCAAACAGCUUGCUCAAGUCGGUGGUCACCAUACAACCAGCCCUCACCAAGCGAAUGGUGCUGCCGCUAAAGAAGCUGUUCCUCACGUCUGAAGAAAGGCUACAGCCGAUCCCAAGCUUUGAUCUGAACAAGCAAUUUGUCGUAUCUCAGGCACCCAAGAUGGCACCUGAGCAAGAACGUGCUCGACUGCAAAUGUUCUGGUACAGGGAGCAAUUGCUAUCUCGCGUCAAGGCUACCUGGCAAUGUAGAUCAAAUGGUCGUGGCGGUAUCAUCAAUUUAAGACCAUCGUUGCGAUUGACUGGCCUUCAAUUGAAUGUGCUCAAGAAACAAGAUAUUGAGUUCAUUGUAGACAUGUCAAAAGAGGGUGCAGAGACAACUGGACAUCGACAAUUUCGAUGUCGAGUGAAUUCUUUUGUACAUAUGAAUGUCACGAUUGCCAAUAGACAAGUGCGUCCUGUCAAGUUAAUACUUCGCGUGCAGCCAGUGCAGAGCUACAAUGAUGGCGCCAAGGAGUAUGACCUCACAGAGAAGCUUCUAAUGCAAGGUGUUUCUCAACUGGUCCUACCAGAGAUACCACCCAACGACGAGAUUACACAUGAGAUACCUCUUUGCUUCUUAUCGCGCGGUAAAUUUGAAUUCUUGUAUCAUGUAGAAGACGUGCACACGCGUGAAAUGUACUAUGAUCAUGAUUGGGCUUUUGUCAGUGUAUUGGAUGAAUAA